AUUGCUGCGAGGCACUGAGGUGUGGACACUUUUUUUUACUUUACCUCGGUCUGCGCGUGCGCUGCCCAGCCCAACAACAGCCCGCCGCACCCAAGACAACGAGCCGGCCCUCGGUGCCCGCGCUUCGAGGGGACAAGCCAUGUUGCGGCCGGCGUGCAGCUCUGCUGCCGUUAUUUCUGGGCCGCCGCCCUUGCCCAGCCGCUCUCGCAGGCUCGCCGUCGCCAGCUCCCUCAUGUUUGUUCGUAUGCCUGCGUGCGCGUACCCGUCGUCGUCGUCGUCGUCCUUUCCGUUUGUCCGGCAGCAGCAGCAGCAGCAGCGUCUCCUCCACGCCGCCCGUCGCCUGUCGUCCGUGUCGCCCUCGCUGCCGUCGGCACCAUCACCGCCACGGCUGCUGUCAUUGUCUUCGCUGUCGUCUUCGUCGCAUCCACGUCGGGCCAAUCACGGCCCCUCUGCGCGGCACAGCUGCGGCGCUGCCUCGCGACGUCUUGCGUUGCUGCUGCCAGCAACGUCAGCAGCAUCCGCACCGGCACCGGCUGCUGGCCCCCUAUCCAGUUUGGGUAGCGGGACGCUGACGAGGCCCGGCAGACGAGCGUUGCUAGGAGGCGGCAGUGGCACGCCAGGUAGUAGCAGUAGCAGCAGAAGCAGCAGAAGCAUCAGCAGCUUCCCCAGCAGCAGCACUACGCCAACCCCUGUCGCCCCUGUGGGUUGUGCCCGACCUGGGUCCAGCGCCAGCGCCCGCACCAGCACCCGCACCACCAGCGCGAACGACAGGUUCUCUGCACGCACCAGCGGCGGCGGCGUUCUCGCUGCUGCGGCGACUCCUGGCUUCCAUAUGGGUCUACGUGCCCCGCCCCCUCCAUCCGCCUCCCACCGCAUCAACACCUCGUCCGCCUCUGCUGCUGCCACCACCACCACCAACUCUCUUCUCUCCCCCUCUCCUUUGCAAAUCUCUUCCCAGAGGACGGCCCAGAUAGCCCGUCACCUUGCGUCGCCCGCGUCCACCCGCCAAUUGCACUCAUCGACCUCGUCGACCGCCUCGUCUGCCUCGCCCACCAUGGCUUCCCCCUACAACCUCCGCAAGGUGGCCGCCGCCAACACCCUCGAGCACCGCGUCUACAUCGAGAAGGAUGGCGUCCCCGUCUCGCCCUUCCACGAUAUCCCCCUCUACGUCAACCAGGAGCAGACCAUCCUCAACAUGGUUGUCGAGAUCCCCCGGUGGACCAAUGCCAAGCUCGAGAUCUCCAAGGAGGAGCUCCUCAACCCCAUCAAGCAGGACAUCAAGAAGGGCAAGCUCCGCUACGUCCGCAACUGCUUCCCCCACAAGGGCUACCUGUGGAACUACGGUGCCUUCCCCCAGACCUGGGAGGAUCCCAACGUUGUCCACCCCGAGACCAAGGCCAAGGGCGACAACGACCCUCUCGACGUCUGCGAGAUCGGUGAGCUCGUCGGCUACACCGGUCAGGUCAAGCAGGUCAAGGUCCUCGGCGUCAUGGCUCUUCUCGAUGAGGAGGAGACGGACUGGAAGGUCAUUGUCAUUGACGUGAACGACCCUCUGGCCCCCAAGCUCAACGAUAUUGAGGACGUCGAGCGCCACCUGCCCGGCCUCCUGCGCGCCACCAACGAAUGGUUCCGCAUCUACAAGAUCCCCGAUGGCAAGCCCGAGAACCAGUUUGCCUUCACCGGCGAGUGCAAGAACAAGAGCUAUGCCAUGGAUGUCAUCCGUGAGUGCGGUGAGGCCUGGGAGCGCCUCAUCACUGGCAAGACCCCCGCUGGUGAAGUCUCCAUUGCCAACACGACCGUCUCUCGGUCCCCAAGCCGCCUCGCGCCUGAGCAGCUGCCUGCUCUUCCCCCUAACCAGGACCUUCCUCCCGAGAAGAUUGACAGCUCCAUCGACAAGUGGUUCUUCAUCAGCGGUGCUUCAGCUUAGAGAGCUUGCUGAAUGGUACAGCGAGGUGAAAGAUUAUCAUGAACGAGUAAAAGGCAGGGCUGGCUGCACCAUGCGUGCCACCAAGCGUAAUAUACAAAAGUUCCGACGUG
This is a messenger RNA of Purpureocillium takamizusanense, 2037 nucleotides long. RefSeq names its product Inorganic diphosphatase (gene IPP1). Gene Ontology annotation, molecular function: magnesium ion binding; inorganic diphosphate phosphatase activity. Gene Ontology annotation, cellular component: nucleus; cytoplasm. Gene Ontology annotation, biological process: phosphate-containing compound metabolic process. The transcript is spliced from 5 exons. The coding region runs from base 140 to 1927 and encodes 595 amino acids. The record is from RefSeq and is a predicted model, not a curated record. Lineage: Eukaryota; Fungi; Ascomycota; Sordariomycetes; Hypocreales; Ophiocordycipitaceae.